Dovyalis caffra is the source of this 759-nucleotide messenger RNA. NCBI's taxonomy places the organism in Eukaryota, Viridiplantae, Streptophyta, Magnoliopsida, Malpighiales, Salicaceae. The record is from the annotation of a GenBank genome assembly.
AUGGGUGAAGAGAGCAAGAAGAUGGAGAAGAAGGAAGGGAGCAACUUGCUAGGCUCGCCUAGCUUUACACAGCUCGAAAACGGCAGGUUCAAGUGCGUAGAGACUGGGCACGAAAUGCUAGGCAAAGACAAAGACUCCUAUUCACAGAGUAAACGCUGUCGUUUAGGUCUGAUAGACUUUGCUUUAGCCAACAAGAAACCCCCUCUCAACAUGUUCAAGCAAGACCCUCUCUCCCGUUCAAAGUUGACAUGUAAAUUAACUGGGGAUACUGUCAAUAAGUCCGAGGAACAUAUUUGGAAGCACAUCAAUGGCAAGAGGUUUCUUAACAAACUAGAGCAAAAGGAAAUGGAAAAAUUAGAAUCCAAUGGAAUGGUGGCGGAGGAAGUUGAGGGAACAGGACGGGGAGAAUUGAAGUCGAGCCAAGAUGGUGCCAAGAAAAAGAAGAAGAAAAACAAGGUUGAGGAAAUUAUUUCUCAAGCUAGGGAUUCUUCUGAUAAGGAAAGUGAUUUGGAAGAAACUGAUUUCUGGAUGCCACCCGCCGGAGAACGCUGGGACUUUGAUGAUGGAGGAGAUCGGUGGGGUUCUGAUGCGGAGUCCGGGCAUGAAAGUGAAGAAGAAAAUGCAGCAGAUGACGCCGUUGAAGAUAAUGGCAAGGAAUCAGAAGAGCUCUCUAAGCAGACUAAGAGAAUGUCAAUUGAAAUGGGACCCAGCAGCUUUGCUUCUAGGAAGAAGAAGAGUAAGAAGAACCCUAAAAGUUGA